Molecule: messenger RNA, 5578 nt
Organism: Alosa alosa (allis shad)
Lineage: Eukaryota; Metazoa; Chordata; Actinopteri; Clupeiformes; Clupeidae
Gene: ldb3a
Product: LIM domain binding 3a
Exons: 19
Coding region: 190-2685 (831 amino acids)
Biological process (GO): muscle structure development; heart development; actin cytoskeleton organization
Cellular component (GO): stress fiber; adherens junction; filamentous actin
Molecular function (GO): muscle alpha-actinin binding; actin binding
Source: RefSeq, a predicted model, not a curated record
CUUCGGCUCAUCUGAGCAGGCAAGACCUCUCCUCCUUUUGCUCUUUUCUGUCUGUCUUUCAUAGUUCUGGCUUAGCUGAAAAAAAGAGUAAGCUACCUGGUGCCUGUUACACUUCCUAACCUCCAUUUUUCCAACUGUUUGGAGGAAGAAUCAAAGUCCAUCCAAAGCAAGUACGUUUUUUGAAAGAAAAUGAGCACCUACACCAUCACCCUCAAUGGACCGGCACCUUGGGGAUUCCGUCUACAGGGAGGGAAGGACUUCAACAUGCCCCUGACCAUCUCCAGGAUCACACCUGGGAGCAAGGCUGCGCAGGGCAACCUGGUCCAGGGCGACGUCAUCGUGGCCAUCGACGGGGUCCACACGGACGGCAUGACUCACCUGGAGGCCCAGAACAAGAUCAAGUGUGCCGUCAACCUGGCUCUCACCAUGACCAAGUCCAAGCGCCCUGUUCCUCUUCCUGUCGGCGCCACAAGAGUUGAUGGUUCCAUGCCUGUUAUCCCUCACCAGCAGGUUAUCUCCAACACUCCUGCCAACAACGAGUACCUCCCCAAUUUCAACCCCACUGCUCUCAAGGACUCGGCCUUGUCCACCCACAAGCCCAUUGAGGUGCCGGGCCCGGGCGGCAAGGCCACCAUCAUCCACGCCCAGUACAACACCCCCAUAAGCAUGUACUCGCAGGACGCCAUUAUGGACGCUAUCGCUGGGCAGACCCAGGCCCGGGGUAAAGAAGGUACUCUCCCAGUAAAAGACCGUCUUGUAGACAGUGCCUCCCCAGUGUAUCAGGCGGUCAUCCAGAAGAAGGAUAAGGAGACGGAGAUCAACGAAGGGACCCUCCGGGCUGCCCAUCACCAGUCCAAGUCCUUCCGCAUCCUUGCCCAUAUCACUGGCACCGAGUACUUGCAAGACCCAGAUGAGGACCGUCUGAUGAAGUCAAGGGAAAAGUUUCAGUCAGAAGCUAAAGGCCCACGUUUUGCUAGAUUGAAAAACUGGCACCAUGGUCUAUCUGCCCAGAUCCUCCAUGCAUCAGAAUAUCCCCCUGUUGAGCAUGCUCCAGUGUCCACCAGCCUUAUGGCUGACGCUCUGCCUGCCACUGCCGCUUCGCCCAAUCAACCUGCUUCUGAGCCAGAGUGCCUAGCCAAUCAGGCACCACUGCCUGAUGCUACCUCAAGUCCAGAACCCGCCCCUGUAGAGCCUACCCCAGAGAGCUCUCAGUCCCUCUCACAGCCUGAACCUGCGCCACAGCCUGUGUCGCCCCCACAGUCUCAGGCCCUGACACCAGUGGCCCCCGAGGCCCCUGCAGUCUCCCCCAGGGCCCCCCGCCACCUGAACCCUGCUGCCUCCCAUAUCUCGUCCGCUCUGACUGCGCAGUCUAGAAACCAUGUUUAUAAACGAGGGCCGCCGCCCACCUCGGCUUUGGAGGCCCUGACAAUCACCCCGAUGUUCCGCACCAGAAAUUUGCCCAAACGUGGGCGCUCCCUGCCCUCGGGGAAACCCAAGCAUCUGAGCUACAGCCUGCAGUCUGCCUCUGGUUACAGCUCCCACUUCACAACCUCCAUGUCCAGCCAGUACAUGUCGGGUCCACCCAUGCAGGCCCCAAUGCAGCCCCCACCACAGAUGCAGCACCCGCCACAGAUGCAGCACCCGCCACAGAUGCAGCACCCGCCUAUGCAGUAUCCCCCAAUGCAGUAUCCGCCAAUGCAGCCUCCACCCAUGCAGCAAAGCUCCAUUCAGAUUCCUGUGGGCCCCCCGCCACAGCAGCCUAAAAUGGUCAGCACUGCCACCAUUGUGCCUGCCGCCUACCCCUCAGCACCAGCUCCUGCCCCGGCUCCUGCCCCAGUCCAGAUCCCCAUCGCCAUGGCCCCAGCUCCGGCCCCCUCCGCUCCCACUCCCCCCUCCAACCGCCCUCCCUGGGUGACAGACGACAACUUUGCCCAGAAGUUCGACCCCGGCAAGACCACCAGCACCAGCGUCAAAGUGCAGCCUCUUCCCCAGUCUGCCCCUCCUCCUCCUGCCUUCAUCCCUAACCCGGCCCCUGCCCCGGCUCCCAUGGGUGGCCCUUCGCCCUUCACCCCUGCUGCCCCCUUCCCCCCUGUGGCCCGGGGGGUAGCCCAGAGGGCAGAGCGCUUCGCUGCCGGCAGCAGGACUCCCAUGUGUGGGUCAUGCAACAGCAUCAUCAGAGGCCCAUUCCUGGUGGCACUGGGCCGCUCUUGGCACCCCGAGGAGUUCAACUGCCACUACUGCCAAAUGUCGCUGGCUGAUGCCAGCUUCGUGGAGGAGCAGAACAGUGUUUACUGCGAGAACUGCUACGGCGAGUACUUCGCCCCCACCUGUGCCCGUUGCAACACCAAGAUCAUGGGGGAAGUGAUGCAUGCGCUGCGGCAGACUUGGCACACCACCUGUUUUGUGUGCGCUGCGUGUGGGAAGCCCUUUGGAAACAGCCUGUUCCACAUGGAGGAUGGUGAACCUUACUGUGAGAAAGAUUACAUUGCCCUUUUCAGCACUAAGUGCCAUGGCUGUGACUUCCCUGUGGAGGCCGGGGACAAGUUCAUCGAAGCUCUUGGUCAUACCUGGCAUGACACUUGCUUUGUUUGCGCGGUGUGCAAUAUCAACUUGGAGGGCCAGCCAUUCUACUCCAAGAAGGACAAGCCUCUGUGCAAGAAGCAUGCUCAUGCCAUAAAUGUGUAGAUGGCCCUGAGUUGAAUCAAAGGCAUGGGCAAUAAUGUUACGUGCCAUAUGUUAUUACUAUGUACUGGCAAAGCACAUUUCAAACAGAACCAUCAGUGUCAGUCAAACAUCCCAUUUGACUUAAAAUGAUGAUUGCGAUUCUAAUGUGGUAGUACCAUGAAAAGUAUGAUUGUUAAAUGUUAAGCCAUAAGUGUCCCACUGGUUAAACAAUUUAUUUAUUUCAGAACUAAUAUAUGAUUGUGCUUCUCUACUGACACAAAAUCACAAAGCCCCGACUUUGUUACUUAACCAUGGCCAUUUAUGACUAGACGGAAAACAUGGUGUGGUUUGUUUGAAGAUUUAAGCAUUCACUUGAUCAGCUUUCUUUACUAUACAUAAAAGCUGCACCUCCUGUAUAUAUUUUUUGGCCUUUAUUUUUUAUCUUACCAGAAAGAACAAAUAGACACAAGGGAACAGAUCCCAAAGCCAAUAUACUUUUCUAUGCAAUUAUGUGCCUUCAUGUAGGACCUGAAUACAUAUUACAAUUGGAUUUAUACUAAAAUUGCCAUGUUUUAUUCUGUGUUAACGUAAAGGGUGAAUUUCAGACCAAUGUAUUUAUCGGUCACACUCGCUGUUUACUAAAACGGUAUACACGUACAGGUACAAGUACAGUGUUCAUACAGGUUAACCCAUUUUAUAUAUCAACAUGUACUUUGUGUGAAGUACUUAUGAUUGUAUGCGACUGUGUGUGUGUGUAUGAAUCAGUAUUCACAUGUUUGUGCCAGUAGAUUAGCUUGUGUGAGUGUGUGUACAAAUUCUGGAGAAAUAAUUUGUCUUUUAAAUUAAAUACAACGGAGGACACUGCUUUGGUUGUGAUCAAGUGUUUUCAUCUGACUAAUGAUAGAAUUAAACUACAAAUGAACAGUAAUACAAAUGAUGUGAAGUUAUUGGCCAUCAUUAUAAAGUUUUCUACCAUAGGGGUGGAACAAAGCUGUGGAUAUUAAUUACACAGUUUAUAACACUGUUUUCGUGGUAAUAUCACAUUGUUGUUUUUCCCAUGUAAAGAAUUCAGUGGUAGCUUGAAUCUAUAUGAACUACUGAAUAUUUGUAACAGCUGUGAAUGAACUUUCCAGUGUGUUGUUUAUCCAUCUUAGUCUGUACUAAAAUAGUGCAUCAACAUAGUUUACACUUGGACUUUUAAACAUUUUGUAGGGAAAGUGAGGACUUGAUUAUUUUGUAAAAGCAGGAUGAAAGACAUGGUUAUCACAAAUAUGAUGGGUUUGGUGAGGCUGGGUUAUAAAGAGUAUUUUUUCUGCGAUGCAGGUUACUGAAAUGUGAGCUCUUAAAAUACAUUGAAGAAAUUUGUAAAAAGGGUGAGUCUUGAAAUGUCAUGUUCAGUAUUUCUUGAUAUAAAACUGUUAGGCUAUUAAAUAACGUCAUCUUAGAACAGGCUUUUGACGGACCACAUCACUGUGCCAUUUGAAUGUCUAAGGUUUUAUAAGGUUUUAUUUUAAUUUUCCACCAAAAGGAAAUCAAACAAAGAUCUAGUCCCGUCACAGUUCUGCAUCUGCAUCAUCCAAGUAUCUCUUGCUCAUUUCACAAACCAUUCCCUGUAAUUGAUAGUAUAUUUUUACUACCAUAUUUCUCUGGAGACUGUAAAAAUAUACUAUCAUAAUUCAUCUUUAGAACUUUCUGUAUCUCAUCCAUUCUGAACUUUCUGUAUCUCAUUCAUUCCAUUACAACUAGCAUUUUUUCCCAAGGUAUAGACUCCCUUCACUCAGAACACAUGUGCAAACAUUUGCCAUGUAUCUCAUAUCUUGUCAUAGCUGGUUGUAUCAGUGUCUGAAAGUAUAAAUGGCCCUGAUUUUUGCCCUUUAAAUGUGGCCUCUGGUGGGUCCUUCAUGUGUCACAGCCUACUUGUUUUUCUUUCAGUUGUGUCAUUAGGACUGUUUGUGGGUAGGGUUUUGAGUGAUGAAGUUGAGGAGUUGUUUAUGAGACAUAUAAUGAAGAAAUUAUUAGAUUGUUUUUGGCAUUGAAAAAAAAAAAUUACGUCUCUUAAUAAUAAUUUAUUUGCUUAUUUAAGAUUUUUAAAGCAGUUUCAGAAAUGAUGCAAUAUGGCCUUGACUUUAGGUAGUUAUGUCCUUAACAUGUCUGCUUGAUAUGUUUGUGUAGGAUUUUCCGUUGUCUUUGUAUUUGAGGUAGGAGGCUAAUACCACUAUCUUUAUUUUCCAUUGAACACUAUUUUGAGAUGUAAAGCAAAGAGGACCUCGCAGUCACACAGUCUGACAUCAAAGAUUGGCUCCUUUAAUGCUGCGAAUGGGCAGAAAUUAUAUGCUUCUGGUUUUAUGGUGCUUUUGCUGGCCUUUUCCUCUAGGUGCUAAGCAAGUCAAUGAGGGAUUAACCAAGAAGAAGAUACAGUAUAGUGUUUAACCUAUUACAACAGUUUUAUUUAUUUAUAGAUGGAAACCGAAGAAUGUCCAUCCUCUUGUAGCUGAAAAGGUUAAAAACAUUAAAUGUAUGCAUGUUGUUUUUCUUUUAAUACCACAAACUUUGUGUUGCCUAUAUUUACUGACCACCAGAAUAAAAAUAUAUUGCUUUCAAAUACUUCUACAUUUUGUUAACUGAUUGCUUUGGAUUCAAUGUCAGGACAAAUCUGGUGAUACCUUUUUAUGACUGGAGGUCUGGCUGAAGCAUGUCUUUGAUAGGUUACUCUUUGGCCAUGAUGUUUUUUUAACUAUGUGUUGGACAUAGUGAUAAAGUUAUUUAGAACAUGACGCAAAGUGUGUCAGAUCAUUUAAGGUUUUCCAUGAAAGUUAUGAAAAUAUCUAUAUGCUCGCCAAUGUGCAAAUUUGAAUGUUUGGCUUGAAACUUCACCUUGAGCAAAUAAUAAAAUGUAUGUUUAUGAAUACACAGA